Messenger RNA from Phycodurus eques (leafy seadragon), 7943 nucleotides. RefSeq names its product neural cell adhesion molecule 1-like. NCBI's taxonomy places the organism in Eukaryota, Metazoa, Chordata, Actinopteri, Syngnathiformes, Syngnathidae. Gene Ontology annotation, cellular component: neuronal cell body; plasma membrane; axon. Gene Ontology annotation, biological process: synapse organization; homophilic cell-cell adhesion. The record is from RefSeq and is a predicted model, not a curated record. Gene Ontology annotation, molecular function: protein binding; axon guidance receptor activity.
GUGUGAGUGCUCCCGCUCCUGCUGCUGCUGCUGCUGCUACUGCUGCUGCUGCUUGUCACUCAUUGUUGCGCGCACACGGGCAGCGACAAGGAGCACCGAGCGAAAUCCGCCCGCUGGCUGUUGUUGUUUACCAGCAUUUUAAUAAACGAGGAGAAUAUCAGUUGAGUCGCUGUUAAAGAUGCUUCAAAUAAGGGACAUCCUCUGUGGAUUCCUUUACAUCGCCUGCGCAGCUGCCAUCCAGGUGCAGGUGACUCCAACACACAGGGAGAUCAGUGUGGGAGAGUCCAAGUUUUUCCUCUGUGAAGUGGUGGGAGAUGCUAAAGACAUAGACUGGUUUGCACCCAAUGGGGAAAAGAUCCUGCCGAACAACCCCAACAUCCAAGUGAGCCGCAACGACGAAACCACCUCCACCCUCACCAUCUACCACGCCGACGUGGACCACGCUGGCAUCUACAAGUGCGUGGCGAAGAACGGCGACAAGGAGGCCCAGGCCACGGUCCAAGUCAAGAUCUUCCAAAAGAUCACCUUCAAGAAUGUUCCCAGCCCGCAGGAGUUCAACGAGGGCGAUGAUGCCGACAUCAUCUGCGAUGUGGUCGGUUCGCCGGUGCCCUUCAUCCUUUGGAAGCAUAAAGGUGCCAGGAUCCAGGUCAACAAAGACGUGCGAUACAACGUGAUGGAGAACGGCCACCUGCUGAUCCGCGGCAUCAAGAAGACCGACGAGGGAGCGUACAACUGUGAGGCACGCGUGAUGGAGACGGGAGAGAUCAACUUCAAAAUAAUCAACGUCGUCGUUAACGUCCUUCCGACCAUUCGCGCCAGGCAGACCGAGGUCAACGCCACGGCCGACACGGGCGGCUCCACCCUCUUGGCCUGCGACGCCGAUGGCUUCCCCGAACCCACCGUCACAUGGACCUACAACAACGUCAUCCUUGAGUCAGGCGAUAAGUACAGUCUGAAUGAGGACGGCUCCGAGCUGGUGAUAAAAGAUGUCAUCAAAGUGGAUGAAGGAGAUUACACCUGCAUAGCCAGGAACAAGGCGGGCAAAAUGAGCCAGGAAGUCAGUCUCAAUGUGUUCGUGCAAGCUAAGAUUACUUACCUGAACAACCAGACGGCGAUCGAGUUCGACGAGGAAGUCACCCUUACCUGCGAGGCCUCGGGUGACCCGACGCCCUCCAUCUCCUGGAGCUUCCAAAACAGGAUGUUCUCCGAAGGCGAGCAGGCUUCGUGGACGCGACCCGACCAAUACGAGAGCCACGACAGAAACAUCGUGGUGCGCAGCCACGCCCGGGUGUCAUCCCUCCUCUUGAAAAACGUUGACUUCACGUACGCUGGACAGUACCUGUGCACCGCCAGCAACUCCAUUGGUCAGGACAACCAGCCCGUGUACCUGGAGGUUCGCUACGCUCCAAAGAUUAUGGGAGUGGUUACGGUGUACACGUGGGAGGGAAACCCGGCCAACAUCAGCUGCGAGGUGGAGGCCCACCCCGGAGCUUCUGUCACCUGGUUCCGAGACGGCCUCCAGGUACCCUCUGACAACACCACCAAUGUGAAGCGCUAUAGCACCCCGAGCAUCAGCUACUUGGAGGUUUUCCCUGAAUCUCAUAGUGACUUUGGAAGCUACAACUGCACAGCAACCAACGUGAUGGGUAUCGAGUCCAAGGAGUUUCUCCUCAUCCAAGCAGAGGUGCCAUCAUCGCCAGAGAUCCAACGACUGGAGCCUUUCUCCAGCUCUGCUGUGGUGGAGUUUGAUGAGCCAGACUCUUCCGGAGGAGUGCCCAUUAUCAAAUAUCGGGUAGAAUGGCGCUUGGACGGCCAGGACUGGACUGGAAAGGAGUACGACGCCACAGAAGACUUGACCAAGAUCACCAUUGUCGGCCUGAUGCCAAACACGAUCUACGAGGUCAAAAUGUCCGCCAUCAAUGGCAAAGGAGAAGGCGAGAGCAGCGCCGCCGUCAAGUUCAAGACCGGACCAAUCCGCCUUUCUUUCACACGGGAACCCAGCGCUCCGAAACUGGAGGCCAUGGUCCAAAAUCAGGGCAACGCUCUUAAGGUCAACUGGAUCAAGCAGGACGACGGCGGCUCCCCGAUUAAGCAUUACCUGGUCCGAUACAAGGCUAAGCAUGUGUCCGACUGGAAACCCGAGAUCCGCAUGCCGCGCGGCAGCGAGUAUGUGGUCCUGAGCGAGCUGGACUGGAAUACGGAGUACGAGGUCCGUAUUGUGGCCGUGAACCAGAAGGGCAAGUCCGAGGCCGGCGUUCUGUCGUUCAGAACGGCCACAGAACCCACCACCGUGCCAGGCACGUCCGGCUCGGGCAUGAGCACGGGCGCCAUCGUGGGCAUCCUCAUCGUGGUCUUCUUCGUGCUGCUGGUGGCCGUGGACCUCACCUGCUUUUUCCUCAACAAGUGCGGCCUCCUCAUGUGCAUCGCCGUCAACUUCUGCGGGAAGUCCGGCCCGGGCGCAAAGAGCAAGGACAUCGAGGAGGGCAAGGCCGCCUUCACGAAGGAUGAGUCCAAGGAGCCCAUCGUGGAGGUGAGGACGGAGGAGGAGCCAACACAGAACCAGGAGGGAGUCGUAGCCACGGAGCCCAGCGAGACCACGCCUCUGACGGGACCUGAGCCCGCCGCCGCUGACAUCGCCCCUUCGGCGGUAAACGUGCAUCCCUCCAAUGCUACUAAUUCGGUCGUGGAGAGCUUUAGGGCGGUGCAGAACAGCCCGGCUUGCGCCCGCAGCCCCUCCAAAGACCACCCCCCGAAAAGCAUCCCCGCCGCACGGUCGGGUGCGGUCGAAAGCCGACCCGAAGUCGGCCCGCUGGUCGACCUGAGCGACGUCCCUAAAGCCGCCCUCGCCUCAGAGCCGGUCAGCGCUAACGGCGACGGGCCGCGGAAGCAGCGUGAGGCCCCCGAGAGCCCCCCAAGUCAAGUAGACGGCUUGACUAAGGACUCGUCUCACGUCACAGAUGCCACCACGCACCCCCAAAAUGACGGGAAAACGAAGGACGACGUCAAGACGGAGGCGAACGACACCGCGGCCGAGGUGAAGACGGUCCCCAACGAGGCGCCCCAGACCAACGGCAACGAGAGCAAAGCGUAAUCGGGAAGACCCAGAGGGUCGGGGUUGUUUUUUGAGGGUCAAAGUGGGUGGGCGGGGUGGUUGGUGGGUUUUAGGGUCACAGUCACUGAAACCUCGACAUCAUUUUCUCACGGCAAGCCCGCCAUCCCAACGGAAAAGAAAAACGGUAAAACAGUCAUGAAAUGGGUUCUAGUGUCUUUUGGUGUCUUUGGACCAACAAAAUGUAAAAGACUUUGUGGCCUUAGGUCGUUUUUAAAAAGAAACAGUUCUAGUCAAUUGCCCUCUCGCAGGAAUGAGUGUUAGGGCCACGCAGAAAUGGGGACAAAAAACAAAAAAAAGAAAAUCGUCCAAAAAAAAAAGUAAAAGUGAAAAAACUGUUUGUAACGUUACAGGAAUAAAAUCCUCAUUUUGCAAGUUGUAGUACCGUGAGGAGGAAAAAAAGUCGCAAUCUUACAAGAAUAAAUAUAAUGUAUAAUGUCACAGAAACGUCAGCAUAAGGGAAAGUCACAAUUUUACGAGAUGAACGUUGUAAUAUCACAAGUAAGAAGUUAUCAUUUUACAAGAAGACUAAAGUUGCAAUAUGUUUAAGUUGUAGUAGGUCGCUAAAAAAAUAAGUUGUCAUUGUACAAGAAAAAGCGCAAUUUUACAGUGGAAAAAAAUGGUGAAUUUAUGAGAACAUAUUUCUAAUACCACAAGAAAGACGUCAUUUUACAAGAAAUAGCGCAAUUUUACGAGGAAUAAUAGUAUACAAGACUGAAGUUGUAACAUCACACGAUAAGUCAUCCAAAAUUAUGGGAAUAAAUAGUAAUUUCACAACAAUAAACUUCAAAGAAAAAUUUAGUAAUUUGCACGAAGAUUAAGUAACAUUCUGUAAAGAAAUUGUGAGGCUAUGAAACUAAAUUUAAGUAAUUUACCGAGAAUGUCUUAAUUUUAUGAAAUUGAAGCUAAACUCCCUUCUUGUGAUAGUCCGAUAAAAAAAAGUUGUAAUGUCAUAAGAAUGGUAAACAAACCAAAAUAUUUUUACAAAAAAUAGCGCAAUUUUACGUGAAAAAAAUGGUACAUUUACAAGAUUACAUUUGUAACAUCACAAGAAAAAAAGUCGACAUUUUGCAAUAAAAAGUUAUAAUUAUUUCUGAAAAAGUCCGAAUUUUACAAGUUUUAACUUGUACUAUAUCGCAAAAACAAAGUUGUCAAAUUGUCAUUUUGGAAGGGGUGGGUGGGGGGAAAUCACAAUUUUAUGCGAAAGAGGUUGUAAAUUUAUGAGAACAAAGCUAAUAUCCCAAGAAAAAACGUUUUUAAGUCAAUUUUACAAGAAUAAAAAUGAGCAGGGAAAAAUGCGACUUCUUAUUAUCUUAUUUAAAAUAUUUUCAUAUAAUUUCGUAAUGUUACAAAAAAAAAACCAUUUUCAUCAUUUUCAUUUUGUCAUGUUUUUUUCUUGUGAAAGCCUUGUUCGUAAUAUUACAAACUCGGGUCUCGUAACAUGGCGACUUUCUCGCUGAGCUAUUCCGUCUUUUUCCACGUGUUUAUUAUUUAAUUUUUCCGUUCUGCGUGGCCCUGUAACGCUCUUUCGCACCAUCACAGAUACGAACUAGAUCCUGUAUAAUUUGACUCUGUUGGACUGUAGCUUUACUUCACAGAUAAUUGCCUUCACGUAAAAAACGCGUUGCCGUAUUCACGCGAUUCGUGUGACUUGGGAUUGUGGCUCUUUAUUGCCCAUCUGUUGUUGUGUUAAUGAAUUAUGUGCAGACAUUAUUGCCUAUUUAGCUUUUUUUUUUCUUUUUUUUUUUUAGUGUUUUGUUUGCCAACUUUAGUAAUUAGUGUUAGCAUGCCUGUUUCUUUGGGGGGGUUUGUUUGUUGUUGUUUUUUUUUGCAAAAUUACUGUAUUUCUGUACAUGUUGCUGUCAUUGGGUUCUUAUUGUGAUAAUGUUAUUAUAAUGAAGUUUUUUUUUUCCCAAGGAUUCCGACAAAGUAUGAUUCAAUUAGAAAAGAUGAUGCUUACAUGAUGAGAAAAAGAAGGCGAUAUGGGAGAACGUUGUUGUAGUUCAUGUUGCCUAAAAAAAAAAAAGACAAAAAUCUGCGCUAGUGCAACUCUUGACAUAUGGCGUCCAUACUUAAUACAGUAUAAAAGGACCUUGGAUUUGCAAAGUUCGGGUUUUUCUGUGACGUGUUUUCUGCCAAAACAUUUCACUGACACCGCCAUUCAGUUUCCGACGUCGGAUUUCUACGAUCACGUUUUUGAAUUUUUGUUGCGUCAGCUCCGUCCACCGACUUGUUAUUUGGUUCCGAACUUGGAUUUGCUGUGGCUAUCUCCUCUGACGCACAUUAUUAACAUCUUGCUAACUUCGGGCAACCAAGCUGUUGUUUUUUUGUUGUUUUUCUACAUGCCUGCAGUGACGUGACAUGUAUUUUUUGAUUAGUGUGGUUGGCCCUUGCGUUCACAAAUAUUGAUUAUCUUCAGACGCAACGCGUUAAUUUAAAAAGUAAACAAUUUGGGGGUUUUGUUUAAAACACGAUAAAUAAAUCAUCCCUGAGAACGCAGAGCAAACCAUGUAGCCGCACAUUUUUUAUUUUUUUUUAAUUUAUCCCUAAAAUAAAAACAAUCUUUUGUUGUCUUUCAGAUAAGAAAAAUUCCUAAAUUUAGCAAAGCAUGGUAUUCAAUAGAGAGCGGUGAAAUGGCAAAAUUUGUAAAUUGGUCUCUAGCCAUUGAUCAUUUUUAACGUCUUCAAAAGUUGCAAAUUAAAAAAAAGACGAUGCUAGCUAACGGCAUUCAAAACAAACAAACAAAAUACAUUGCAAUGAAAAGCGUGUAUCUCCAAUUUUGUUGUUUUAUCCUAAGAAUGGUUUGUACUUUGUUUUCAGACAAUAAAAUUCACACAAAAAAUGUUGGAACACAUAAAAUGCCAAAUUUUGUAAAUUGGUCUCCGUCUACAGAAUUUUUCAAGUUUUAGUUUUAUACCAAAAUCAGGGGGAGGGGAUUAUUGGACAAGAACAAUAAUGAAAUGUGACAAUAUAUGGUUUUCAAGAGAUAGCGACGUAAAUAUCACAAAGCAAAAUUUGUGAAUGGGUCUCUCAUUUUUAAUGAAUCUUGUUUAGUCACUAAAAAUGUAUUUAUUGAAUUUAAUAAACGCUAGCUAGCGGCAUAAAAAAAAUGUCACGUCACAAAUAACUAUUUUAAGACAAGAAAUUUGUGGAUACAUGGCUUUCACUAGAUAGCGAGGAAAUGUCAGAUAGUAACAUUUGUAAAUUGGACUCCGCGUGGAAACAUUAGUUUGUUGUCAUUUUAACGAAUUGUGUUCAGUCAUCAAACCUAUUUAUUGAAUACAAGCUAAAGCUAGCUAACAUCAUUUUCAAUAAGCACAAAAACGAAGGAAAAAACAAAAAACAAAAGCACCAAGCUUAUUUUGCUGUUGUUUUUAACAAGAAAAAAAAAAUCACAAUUUGGAGAUACGUGGUUUUGGGUGGAGAGCAAGGAAACGCCUCAUACUGUAUCGGGAAAUUUCUAAAUUGGAUGCAAACUUUUGUCGGCAAUUAAACGGGCUAGUAGGCCUAUCCCAAUUUUCCUGUCCACACUCCACACAUUUGGCCUUGUAAAAAAAAAAAAAAAAAAAUUAUUAUUUUUUUUUUUUGUAAAUGAGUGUGAUCACGUUGUUGUUUGUUUACUGUACAGAGUUGAUCCUUCUCUUAGACUGCAACUGUGAAUGUGCGAGUCCAUUGUGGCUUUUGCCCCCGCCCCCGCCUCCUUCACAGAAUUUGCAUUGCUAGCAUACGUAGCCGCGCAGUACACACGCGUAGACGUGAGAAAACUGGAAACGACACAGUGCCUUUGAAUAUGACCACAAUGGCGUGCAUUCCCAUUUCUCUCUCUCUUUCAUUGUUGUUUUUUGUUUAUUUAAUAUUCGUGUUUUGUUGACAAUAUAAUAUUCCAAAAUAGAUGCAUCUUGUAUAUGUGAUGGGUUCUUGACACUGUCCCUCCGUGGAAGGAGAAUUCUUCUGAGUCCUGUUUUUUUUUUUUUUUUUUUUUGUGGGUACCUUCCAUCCAUUUAUUGCAUUACACUUAAAGGUGUAUCUGAAUAAAUUACAAUAUUGUGGAAAACUUUCUUUCAGUAGUUCAAUUUAAAAAGUUAACUUGUAUUUUUUGGAUGUUUGAAAAGCCACUGAAAACAAGUGAGCUACGUCCAUUUUUGUCAUUUUGCAAUGCGGUGUUUUAAAGUGGAAUGACUGCCACCCAAAUGGCCGCCACAAGUUUAUUGCAAUAGUGGUCCAAGUCCAAACAAAAAUAAAAAAUUAUUUUGAUGAUUAUAGCACCAUCCUAACAAAUUACAAUAUUUCUAUAGAAACAAAAUCAUUUUUAGGUAGGAAUUAGCUUUCCAAAAAGAAUGUUUCUGCGUAUAAUGAAUCCAUAUAACAUAUGAGCUACACUUUUUUUUUUUCAUUGAACAUAAAUUAACUCUUUACCAUAUUGUAUUUUUAUUUUUUUUAAAUACACCUGUUAAGAGUAAAUAGGAAAGUUAAUACAAAAACUAAAACAAAAUGCUCAAUGAGUAUUACAGGCUUUUAGACCCAACCUUUCUUUGACUUGUUCUUCCUUCAAUAAAAAUAGAUAAGUGUCUACUUAGCGACUUGCAACAGGACCAAGACGCAUCGCUACUUUCUGCUCAGGUCUCAUUUUUAUCCCCACAUUUUGAAUCAUCUCCACUUUUGUCAGAAUCCAGCAUGCAAAAACAAACGCGAGAGCGAUGACGUUGUCACUGCAGCCAGGCUUCAUUGGUGUGUUUGUGUUCAUCUUCUUGGUUUGGGCCAAGUGUUGCGCCAUUUGUGUCUCCCAAGUGUUUCAUUGGUUCUCGCUUCACAUCACCUCUGAAAAUGUCAUUGA